This is a messenger RNA of Triticum dicoccoides, 654 nucleotides long. Its product is annotated as WAT1-related protein At1g09380-like. Bases 1 to 654 code for a protein of 217 amino acids. Gene Ontology annotation, cellular component: membrane. NCBI's taxonomy places the organism in Eukaryota, Viridiplantae, Streptophyta, Magnoliopsida, Poales, Poaceae. Gene Ontology annotation, molecular function: transmembrane transporter activity. The transcript is spliced from 5 exons. The record is from RefSeq and is a predicted model, not a curated record.
AUGGAGGAGCAGUUGAUUGCGCCAAGAUGCACGGCCGUCUGCCUCGGCGGAUCAAUGGUGAUGCUCUUGUGCAAGGGCCCCCUGCUGAGGAUCUGGGCCUCGCCUCUCCACUGGAGGUACGCAAAGGAGAUCACCGCUGCCACGGCAUCAAAGGCCACCGGUGGUCGCAGCGCCGGCGACGUGCUCAUCAUCCUCAGCUGCGUGGCCUGGGCCGGAUGGCUGGUUCUCCAGAACAAGACCUCGCAACGGUUCGCAGCGCCUUACAUGAGCACCAUCAUCAUGUCGGUGAUCGUGGGCGUGGACUUCACGGUGGUGAGCGCCGCCGUGGACCGAGGCGCCUCCGUGUGGGAGCUCGGGUCCGGCAUCCGGCUCUACUCCGUCCUCUACAUGGGGAUCGUGGGCCAGGGGGCCACCUUUGUGGUGAUGACAUGGUGCAUUAAGCUGCGUGGCCCACUGUUCCUCUCCAUGUUCAAUCCCGUGGUGUUGGUGGUCUGCGCCGUGCUGGGGUGGGCGUUCCUCGGUGAAAAGAUACACCUCGGUGAUGCGGUCGGAUCGGUGCUUAUCGUGGUCGGCCUCUACCUGGUGCUAUGGGGAAAGGCCAGGGAGGCGCGCGAUCCGCCCCACGUCGAGGAUGGUUGUGGUGCCAGUGUGUGA